CAUCACAUUCAACCUCGGGUUACCGCGAGAGAAGUCACUCUGCUCCGCGCGAGCGAGAGAGGGAGUCGACUUCUUUCUUGGUUUAUUGGCCGAAUAUUAAGUCCGCGGGUGAAGGGAUGCGUCUCGCUUAAAGUCCGAUGUACCACGGCGAAUAUACACAUGGUUCAAUGUGCCGAGGACAGCUCCGUGGUGCCUGGUGUGUUGACCGGAAAGUAGCGGCAGCAAUAAUCUGGACGAGCAGCGCGCGGACGUCCGAAGGGGAAAGGACACUUUGACGAGUUUCGCAGUUUGUUUUGAUUGUCCAGUCAAACCCUUCGGGGUAUUUUUCCCCUCGGUGGGUAGCUGCUAGUCUGAAGAGCAGCGAUGGAUCCAGGUGGCUGUCAAAUGAAUGGCGGUGGAGGAGGAGGCGGCGGCGGCGGCGGCGGCGGCGGCGGGCCCGAAGAAACCGGGAUGAUCACGCUGGAGGACCUGGAGUCUUUCUCGGAAGACCAGCUUUCAGACUCGGGGAACGACGAUGAGGACAAAACCAUGGACGAUGACCGACUGCUGCACUACUGGCAGGAAGUAGCGAGGGGACACCAAGUGGAAGUUUCUCAAGAAAUGGCGGAGCCCAUCCAACAGCUAACCAGCAACAACCAAGGACGCAGUAACAGAGAAGACAUCCCUUUUACACUCCUGUCACGCAAAGAGAAGUGUGGAGAGCUGCUGUGGGAAAAGCGCCAUUACGAGAAGGGCCACUGGGCUUGUGUAAAAAUGCGUGAGGAAACGUACGAACAGAGCAUCUGCUAUGGUUUCAUGAAGCUGAUGAGAUACAUCUGCCAGCAGAACUCCUUGGGUGACUACCUGGGCAUGACACUGCCCAUCGUCACAGUGGUGCGCACAGAUGAGAACCAUUCUGUGAUAUCCAAUGAUGUCGUUGUGGCGUAUUUCCUUCCCAUUGAGCAUCAGGCCCAGCCCCCACAACCUAAUGACAAUGAGAUCGCCAUUGAGAUCUGGCCCGCCAAUACUGUAUACACAAGGCCCUUCACUGGUCCCACCAAUGAAGUGACCAUCGUUAAUGAGAUCAAUGCCAUGGCUCAGCAGCUGGACUCCCCUGGUGUGCUUGCCAAUGACUCGUUCAUUGUGGCCGGCUACACCAACCCAGCUCACAUCAACCGUCAGAAUGAGAUCUGGUUCCUACAGCGUCCCUGAGGGAGAAGAAGAUCGUGUUGUGCAUCAUCUCAUCUGUGAGCCUCAUAAAGACUCACAUAACACUGCCGCAGCUCAGCUACAGUCUCAGGUGCAACCCAAUCUUUAUUUACCACCUCUGCAUGAAAAGACAACCAGCCCCAGCACAGUUGGGGCCGGACAUAAACUCAGCCCUUACUCCACCCUCAGUGAAUAUUAAUUAUUGUUCAUUUAGAUAAAUCCUCAUUUCACCCAAAGGAAUUGAACCAAACCACUGCCAUGGACACAACCCAGAUGUUAAAGACACAAUGAGUAGGAUUUUUCGGUUGCAGUGUGUGAACACAGCAUUCAAAGUUGGCCCCUCCUCCUCAACAAAACAAGGGUCACGAUGCUCGCCAGUGGGUGAAAGCGGACCCCAGGUCUUUGGACCAAGCUUUGUCCACAUGGCCUUUUAUCUCGCUAUAAUUGAUAUUAUUUUUGACAAGAUCCUACUCGUUUUGCCUUUCUGGUGAAAUAUGACAUUUAACUCCUGCUCUUACAUUGACGAAAACCUUUCCUAAAUACAGUGUCCUGUAGUUAAAAGUUAAAAUAGUUUGAACUCUUCAAACUCUGAACACUGAUUGCUGUCAGAAAAAUGCAGCCGCCUUAUCGUGCCCCCUUUCUGUUUAUUGCACAGCUACUCUGUCUCGUCAUGUUGGGUAAAGGUCAAUGUACAAAAAGAAAAUAAUAAUUUCUCUAGCUUGCUGUGGUGAUUACAACUGACUGUUGAUCCGCUGUUUCUUUGUCUCUGGACUAAAUUAUUCACUACAGGUUACGACGUGGUGCCAGUCACACUGCAUAACCACUUACAUGUUUCAUGAGUACGUGCAAUAUUUACCACAUGUCAACCAAUCAGUUAUUACAGUUGCUGAGCCACGAACCUGACCCAAUCCAAGGGUCCGUUCAGCCGACCACAUACAGGCCAGAACUCGUGGCUUCAACCGUGAAUAAGCUCAACCCAACAGGUGACACUAGUUUAGAAAACAAACCCAUCUGAACAUAACAUGCACAUGUGCAUGAAUGUACAGCUGCAGGGAGGGUCAACAGGACGCACUUAUACAAACCAAAAACUCACUGACAUUACAGCUGAAUGACAAUCAAAAAGUAAUUAAAUGUAUCCUUUUCGCUGAAGAAAAAGUGAAUGCAUUCCUCAUUGCAAAUCUAUUCACACAUAAGAAUAGUUACUUAUGUACCUCCAUCUCAUGCUGUUUCUACUUGCUACUCUGUGUCAGUGUUCGUGAUUAAGCCUCAGACAUACUGUCUUUGGAUAGCUGCGGUACUGCAAUUGCGCUCGAUCCGGCAUGUGCAUUUCCCGAUCCACACUCCAUUUCAGUUGGUAGCGAUUAAUGCACCAUAACGUUGUUUGCCAGAAGUUCAACUUUAUUUGUCCGUUUUUGUAUUCCUUUAAAGACAAAUUAUUAAAUUUGGUUAACAGCAGAUUUCCUUGAGAAACCUCUCGUCAAAACGAGCAUCACUUUGUUAUUUCCUUUUUUUUCUUGGCAAACCAGGUAGAGGUGCACCAACUGAACUGGAUUUUGGAAGAUAACUGGAGCAUGCUCAGUUGUACAUCCGCGGACACGGGUGGACGACAUUUACUUUACGUCGGCCAAAACGGACCCUCGUGCAAAUAUGAAUUGGCCUUUAUUAAUUCACAUUUGUGUCUAAUCGCUGCUGAUUAGACACAAUGCAACCAAGAAAAGAUGUAGAGC
This is a messenger RNA of Cyclopterus lumpus (lumpfish), 2915 nucleotides long. It is a transcript of the gene soul3, whose product is annotated as heme-binding protein soul3. The coding region runs from base 364 to 1191 and encodes 275 amino acids. The record is from RefSeq and is a predicted model, not a curated record. The transcript has 5 exons. NCBI's taxonomy places the organism in Eukaryota, Metazoa, Chordata, Actinopteri, Perciformes, Cyclopteridae.